This is a messenger RNA of Mizuhopecten yessoensis (Yesso scallop), 2655 nucleotides long. RefSeq names its product microfibrillar-associated protein 1-like. Gene Ontology annotation, molecular function: RNA binding. Gene Ontology annotation, cellular component: U2-type spliceosomal complex. Gene Ontology annotation, biological process: mRNA splicing, via spliceosome. The transcript is spliced from 12 exons. The record is from RefSeq and is a predicted model, not a curated record. Lineage: Eukaryota; Metazoa; Mollusca; Bivalvia; Pectinida; Pectinidae. The coding region runs from base 116 to 1426 and encodes 436 amino acids.
CGAUUUUGGUAACGUCUGGAAGACGCUUUGAAUAAAAAAAAUCAACGUCGAUUUCUUGGCUGUUUGCAUGGUGGUUUGAACGCAUACCAAUAUCGGAGAGUGAUCGAAUACCAAGAUGUCGGCUCCUACAAAUGCGCCGAUCCAGUCGACGGCGGGUGCUAUCCCGAUGAAAAACGAGAAGGGUGAUCUUACUAUGCAGAAAGUGAAAGUCAGUCGUUAUGUAACUGGUAAAAGACCUGACUAUGCUCCCGACAGCAGCAGCGAAGAAAGUGAAGAUGAGUUUGUACCUGUGAAGACAGAAAAGGAAGCACCAACUGUAGAUGAAAAAGAUGAAGGAGCAGACACUGUAUAUGACCGACGUCUCCAACGAUUACAGGGACGUGACAUUGAAAAAGAUGAGGAUGACAGAGUUGCCAGACAUCGACGGGAAGUGGAGGAACCAGAGCUCAUACAGGAGGGGUCAGAUUCGGAGGCUGAGGGAAGGAGGAGGCGAGGCGAGGAAGAAGAAGAAAGCAGUGAAGAGGAGGAGGAAGAAUUAGAUGAAGAGGAGAUUGAACGGCGAAGGAUACUGCUGAGACAGAGGGCACUACAGAGACAGGAGGAAGAGGAGGUGAUGGAUGUGGAGGAUGAGAAAAUGGAUGGAGAUAGUGAAGAGGAAUCGUCAGAGGAGGAAGAAUACACAGACUCAGAAGAGGAGACAGGUCCCAGACUGAAACCAGUCUUUAUCUUUAAAAAAGACCGUAUCACAACUCUAGAGAAGGAAAAAGAGGAAGCCAAGAAGAAGGAUAUGGAGACAGAAACCAAACGUCUAGUAGAAGAACGGCGUAAACAGGCUCUCAAGAUGAUUGCGGAUGACAAUCGUCGUGAAAUGGAGGAGGACAAGGGCACGGUCGACGCCUGUGAUGCACUUGACUCUGGUGACGAUGAUGAAGAGCAGUACGAGGCCUGGAAAGUGAGAGAAUUACGGAGGCUGAAGCGUGACAAAGAAGAGCGAGAAGCGGCAGAGAAGGAGAAACUGGAAGUUGAGCGACUGCGGAACAUGACUGGUGAAGAACGUCGCAACGAGAUCAAACAAAACGGCAAGAUUGUCACAAACAAAGCUCCUAAGGGGAAAAACAAGUACCUCCAGAAAUACUCCCACAGAGGAGCCUUCUUCUUGAGUCAGGACGAUGAUGUGUAUAAGAGAGAUUUCUCGGCGCCGACACUGGAGGACCACUUCGACAAAACCAUUCUCCCCAAAGUCAUGCAGGUGAAGAAUUUUGGACGGUCAGGCAGAACUAAGUACACCCAUCUUGUUGACCAGGACACGACUCAGUUUGACUCCCCAUGGAUGACCGACACAGCACAGAAUCUCAAAUUCCAGGCCGGGAAAGGCGGCGGCAUGAAACAAGUCUUUGACAGACCAUCUAAUAAGAAAAGAAAAUGAAAUGAAUUUUCUUAGCAAAGACUAAAAAAAAAAACUACAUGUGGAAAUAACAGUUUUUUCAACAGGGACAUACAACCGAUAGGAGGGAAAAGAUCUCCUCCUAUUUUCAAUUCCACAGGGAUGAUCAUGUUUUGUUGACCCUAUUUCGUAAAUAUCCAUAAAUCUGUCCUAGCAAUGGCUGUAGUAUCAGUGAGAAGAUGUGGCAAGGCGUGACAUUGCUUUUACAGUAAGUGAGGUCAGGCAUUAUAUAAAGACUAUUUUGCUGACUAAAAUACAAAAAGUACUUGAAACAUGAUAUUUUCACCCUGCAUUCUGCCAUUUCAGGCAUGAUAUUUUUGCCCUGCACAACGUUAUUUCUAAACGAAUUUACACAAUGUCUAGGUAUUUUUAAAGUUAUAUAAAUAAUUAUUGCUCUGUUGGACAUCUUUAUUAAGGGCAAAUAUAAAACCGGGAAGCCUAUAUUAAACGGGUGGUGAAAAUAUCUCAUUUUGCUGUAUAUACCUAAUCUUUAUAACAGCAUAUAGGAUUGGAGUAUAUUGAUAUUAUGAUCGGGAUAUAAAUUGUUUUUCCACCCUACACAUGCUCAGGUUUCCCAGGUGGUAUUGCCUUCAUUGGGCAACUGUCCAAAAUAAUGAGUAAAAGGUGUCACCCCUAAUCUUCUCAUGAAACAGGAUCAGUCUCAAGGAAACAAAGAAUCAUAUUUUCUCACGACAAGGAUGAUAGUUGUAUAUAUUGCUCUAGGAUAUAACAAAAUAAAUUAGCAAAGAUUUGAAGUUCCCCGAUCCUGUUGUAGACUUAUUUCAGUACAGAAUUUAAAACUCGGAGUGAGGGGAGGCAUUUUGAAUGCUAAAUCCUAACUAUCAUGUGACAAUCUUUAUUAAAGAUUGGAAAUCAAAGGGAUAAAAUGAAACUUAGGCAAAAAUCAUUGGACCCAUGUAUGUAAGCACUAGUCUAUAUAGGAGUGAAUAAGUGUAUCAUUGUCCUUAAUCCAACCUAUAUUUAAUCAACUGGUUUCAAAUAUGUCUUACGACCAUUCGCGUAACAUUUUUAUAUGUUACACAUACAUCAUCAUUCAUGUGACCUCGUUUAAAGUCCUGCUCAGUGGCUUUCAGUCUUUUGUAUACAUGGGCCAAUGAGCUGGGAUUGUGCAGCAGUAGUGAGAGACGUUUCUGUGUUAAGAGGGGUGGAGGCUGAGUCGGAGUGUAGAAGUUAGUGUGUGAUAUGUAGAA